AUGCAGGUUCGGGGCCUCCUCCUCCUCCUCCUGGCGCUGAUCCUGGUGGCUGCUGCUGCCGAGGCUGGCAAGAACAAGAAAGAAAAGACAAAGAAGGAUGGCUCCAAGUGUGAGGACUGGCGCUGGGGACCUUGUGUUCCAAACAGUAAGGACUGUGGCCUGGGCUACCGUGAGGGAACUUGCAAAGAUGAGACUAAGAAGCUCAAGUGCAAGAUCCCCUGCAACUGGAAGAAGAAAUUUGGAGCUGACUGCAAGUACAAGUUUGAGAGCUGGGGAGGCUGUAGUGCUCAGACAGGCCUGAAGACUCGCUCUGGCAUCCUGAAGAAAGCCCUGUACAAUGCCCAGUGUGAGGAGACUGUCUAUGUGACCAAGCCCUGCUCCUCCAAGAUCAAGUCAAAGUCCAAAGCAAAGAAGGGCAAGGGGAAAGACUAGAGCAGGAAGCCAGCAUCCUCAGCGGCUCCUCAUCAUGGUGCCUACAGGACUGGAUGUCCAGCUGCAGCUGGCCCACACUACAGUCUUCCUCCUCCUCUCCUUACUCCUUUCACUGAGAUGCCUUGUUUUAAUCAUUAGUGUUGUAGAGAGCAAACCCACCCACCCUGCAGGAUAGGCUGCCUCCUCCCUUGCUGUCCCAUGGGCACUGCCCCUGCAUCCUGCUCGCCUUCUCUUGGCUGGUGUUGGGGUUCCCUGGGAUGUGCUCAGAGAGCUGGGAUGGAACACACAUCCCAGCACAAAUGAGUUGCAUUUGGCACAUCCUUUUGCAAGCCCUGGAGCCUCCUUGCUCCUCCACCGGGUACCAGUGCCAGAGGGAUGGGCUGGGUGUUGAAUGACCAAGUAACCCCAUCACUCAAGCUUCUCACUCAAGGACUACUCUCACCUCAGGGGGUUUAUUCCAGCAUCCCUUUAGAUGGGGCAUGAUUUACCUGCAGCAGUUGAGGAAAACACAACCAUCACCCUGAGAAGCAACCGUGUCUCCUCUCUGUCACUUCUAAC
Pseudopodoces humilis (Tibetan ground-tit) is the source of this 990-nucleotide messenger RNA. It is a transcript of the gene MDK, whose product is annotated as midkine. Gene Ontology annotation, molecular function: growth factor activity. The record is from RefSeq and is a predicted model, not a curated record. Lineage: Eukaryota; Metazoa; Chordata; Aves; Passeriformes; Paridae.